This is a messenger RNA of Cannabis sativa, 2495 nucleotides long. Its product is annotated as pentatricopeptide repeat-containing protein At5g15300. The transcript has a single exon. The record is from RefSeq and is a predicted model, not a curated record. The coding region runs from base 238 to 1833 and encodes 531 amino acids. Lineage: Eukaryota; Viridiplantae; Streptophyta; Magnoliopsida; Rosales; Cannabaceae. Gene Ontology annotation, molecular function: protein binding; RNA binding. Gene Ontology annotation, biological process: RNA modification.
AAACACAUUAUUUCAAUAUUAAAAAUUUAGAAAAAAAAAUUUAGUGUAGUUGUGCCACUAUCUCUUUAGUGUGAAACUAUAACUGCCACAUAUAGGAUUAUAGUAUCCCAUUGUAGAAGCCUAAAGAAGAAGAAAAAGAUAUGCACACGGAACCAAAGGGCUCUCUGGUGAAGAUAAUGCGAAGAUGGGUUUUAAGAAGAAGAAAAAGGUGACGAAGCUCUCAUCUUUCUGAUCAGAAUGGAGAAGCAUAGAGCCUUAGAAAUCAAGCUUGUUCUACUUCUUCACCGAAUUUCUUCCAUGAAAGAUGUUGAACAGGUGCAAGCUUUCAUCGCCAAAGCAGGUCUAGUGAAUUACCCUCCAUUGGUUGCCAAGCUCAUCUCCCUGACUUCCGUGUCGUCAUGGGGCUGUGUCUCUCAUGCUCAAUCCCUUUUCGAAGAAACGACUAUGGAUGAUACGUUGCUGUGUAAUACUAUGAUUAGAGCUUACUCCAGAAGUGUUUUCCCAAUAAGAGCUUUAUGCAUUUAUAAUCGUAUGCAAGAGUUAAAUCUUGGGUCGGACAAUUUCACCUUCAAUUUUGCUCUCAGGGCUUGCGCGAGAGCAAUGAAACGGUUUCAAGAAGAUUGUAGGUUUGAGUUAGCUAAGGGAGCUGAAAUUCACUGUCGGAUUUUGAAAUUGGGGUUUGAUCGCUAUUUAAAUAUUUUGAAUUCGUUGGUUUUUGCUUACUCGCAAUGUGGUCGUGUUGGUGUUGCACGGCAGGUGUUUGAUGAAAUGUCUGACAGAAGUGUUGCUUCUUGGAACAUCAUGAUAUCGGCUUAUGAUCAACUCGAUGAUUUCGAAUCGGCGGAUCACCUGUUUGCUUUAAUGCCUCAAAAGAAUGUUGUUUCUUGGAACACUUUGUUAUCAAGGACUGUUAGGUUGGGGAAGAUUGAGGCUGCAAAGGAGUUGUUUCAAGAGAUGCCUGAAAGGGAUGCUGUUUCUUGGAACUCCAUCAUAGCUGCUUAUGUUCAGGCCAAAAACUACGAUGGGGCGUUAAAUCUCUUCCGUGAAAUGCAAGAUUCUAAAGUGGAAGCUACAGAAGUAACACUUAUAUCAAUUUUGGGUGCUUGUGCCAAAACAGGGGCAUUGGAUAUCGGUACAGAAAUUCAUGUAUCAUUGGUAAAAAAGUGCUACAAGGUUGAAGGAUACCUUGGUAAUGCUCUGGUUGAUAUGUACGCUAAAUGCGGGAAGUUGAAUUCAGCUCGGGAAGUAUUCGAUGAGCUAAAAAUGAAACCUGUAAGUUGCUGGAAUGCUAUGAUUGUUGGUUUAGCUGUACAUGGUGGUUCUGAGGAAGCUUUGGAACUCUUUGCUGAAAUGGAAAAUAGACUUGAUGAAGUUAGGCCUAAUCGAGUUACAUUCAUCGGUGUUUUGAUUGCUUGCCGGCACAAGGGUUUGGUGGAAGAAGGACGCCAGUAUUUUGACCGUAUGAUCCAACAGUAUAAUAUCAAGCCUGAUAUCAAGCAUUACGGUUGUAUGAUUGAUCUUUUAAGCCGAUGGGGAUUUCUGUAUGAAGCUUAUGAAAUGAUCAAAACCAGAUCUGGCGAAACAAGCUCGGUAAUAUGGAGAACUUUGCUUGGUGCUUGUACUGUACACAGAAACAUGGACAUGGCUGAGAAAUGCUUCCAGCAGCUUGCCGAGUUGGAGCUUCUUAAGGAUGCAGAUUAUGUUUUGCUAUCGAACAUUUAUGCUGAAGCCGAAAGAUGGGAUGAUGUUGAGCGACUGAGAAAUGAAAUGGUUACUGCCGGGGUUGUGAAGAUACUUGGCUACAGCCAUAUAGGAGAAGGAAAUUUUAAAUAAACAGAAAAUGGGGUUUUAGUAACUCGAUAAGUUCCUUGGCCUUUACCUAUUUCAAACCCACUUAUAGCAAUCUGUAAACUGACUACUAUACUGCCGACACAAAACACUACCGUAAUCGUACGUGAAGCGUUGAAGGAGAAAACUAUUUCAGCCUUUUUUCGAACAUACAAAACCAUUGUAGAAUCUGUGUAUUGGUGAGCAAAGAAGCUGCGGAGAUGGAAAGUGGCUGGAAUAAGUGGAUUGAGAUGGAAGAGUAUGAUAAGCUUGACAAGUUUUCGGGAAUUGACUAAAGAAAGAUGAGGGUGGAUGGACUUGAUUCAAUGUAUGGGUUCUGUUUGGUUACGAUCAAGCUGGUCUCCAAUUUAUGAUGGAAGUAUAUAUUACAUUAGUGGAAAAUCAAAUUUAAAGAUGUUAAUUCUCUAGACAAUUCAAUUAGAGAUUCAAGGGGAUAUGUUUUGUUUACGUAAAGUGUGAAUGAAAUAAGGUAUACCUUUUAAGAGCUGUUUUUCAACCUACACAAUUUUUAUGUAAAGUGAACGAAAUAAGGUAUACUGUUUGUUUUGCAUGCAUUUGAAUAAUCUUGGGGGAGAUAAGUCAUCUUCCAGUUAAAAAAGAUUGAAACUUUAAGAAAAUAAUUAAACAUGAAGUGAUUACAAUUCAAA